GGCUCUCUGCAAAGCUGCCAUGUGACAUUUUGGCUGCCGGAGCCUCGUCACAAGGUCAAAGGGCCUCUCUGUGUGCGUGUCAUGGAGAGCAGCCAGCAGCAAAGACAGAAGCAGCAGCAGCAGCAAAGCUUCUCGUUGCGUGCUGCCUUUGCUUGCAGCAAGCAAUCAGUGGAGCACAAGUUUGCCGCAAGUAAAAGCAUUUUCCCCUGGAUGAAAGAAUCCAGACAAGCCAAGCACAAACCCGACAGGAGACGUACAGACCUUGGAAGUCCCACCAGCACCAGCGACUCUCCCAGCUCCAGCACGCCGGCGUGCAAGCGCACUCGCACGACGUACACCAGCGCACAGCUGGUGGAGCUGGAGAAGGAGUUCCACUUUAGUCACUACCUCUGCAGGCCACGCCGGCUGGAGAUGGCCGGCCUGCUCAACCUGGAGGAGCGGCAGAUUAAGAUCUGGUUCCAGAACCGCCGGAUGAAGCAGAAGAAGGACGAGAGGCUCCUCCAGCAACAACACGCCUCCGCCUCGCCCUCCUCACCCGGCUCAUCGCCCUCCGCCUCGGGCAGCCCCACUCUGUCCAGCCUGGGCUACGUGCACUUGGGCGGGGACUACCAGUCGACCUCACUUCGGCUGGAGUCCCAGCAGCAGUGGUACGAAUAUCCCGCACACUACGACACGCAUAGCACCGCUCAGGCGCAGAACCCAAAUGAAGAUUUUCAUUAUUCGUGCAGCCCUCAUGACAGAAUCAUGCACGCUCCAAAACUCACGCAUUUGUAAUUGUACUUCCAUAUACAUGCAUGCACUUUUAAUAUUAGCUAUUAUUGUAGCAGCAUUAGACAUGGAUGGGGCAAUUAUCAAUGUGAUACAAGAACGAGCCCCCCCCCUCUAGUGGUAAGCAAAAGACUCACCAAUUCAGUUGUAUUUAACUUAUUUAGUGUAACACAUUUGCAUUAAAGCUUUAAUUUAUUUUUGGUACAAUUUGCAUUCAAAUUACUUGCAAUACAUUUAAAUGAAAUCAGUUUAGCUGCAUUUUUUUUCCUAUUUUAAGCUCUCUGUCAAAGUUCAAACUGCAUAAUGUGUGGCUUUCAAUAAUAUUAAACAUACUUGUCACUUUUUAAAAGAACACUUAGGCCCACUACACAACUGUAUUUAAAUGGUGGCCAUGAUAACGAUUGGAAUUUAUUUACUCUGACAUAUUUCAUUAAUAAAAGUAAGAGGAUUAAAAUUCGUUUUUAAAAAAAAUUAUUCACAUUACCACUUAAUUACAAGGCUUUAAAAAAAAAAAGUCAGUAUGUGAUAAGAAUACAUUUGACAUGUGAGAAGAGUGUCAUUGUUCUUGUG
Syngnathus acus (greater pipefish) is the source of this 1338-nucleotide messenger RNA. Its product is annotated as homeobox protein Hox-D3-like. The coding region runs from base 82 to 774 and encodes 230 amino acids. The transcript has 2 exons. Gene Ontology annotation, biological process: regulation of transcription by RNA polymerase II. Gene Ontology annotation, molecular function: RNA polymerase II cis-regulatory region sequence-specific DNA binding; DNA-binding transcription factor activity, RNA polymerase II-specific. The record is from RefSeq and is a predicted model, not a curated record. Lineage: Eukaryota; Metazoa; Chordata; Actinopteri; Syngnathiformes; Syngnathidae. Gene Ontology annotation, cellular component: nucleus.